Messenger RNA from Cuscuta campestris, 1169 nucleotides. Lineage: Eukaryota; Viridiplantae; Streptophyta; Magnoliopsida; Solanales; Convolvulaceae. The record is from the annotation of a GenBank genome assembly.
CUCUCAAUCGUUCGAAUUACUGCAGGCGCGUCAAUCUCAGUAUUGCCGAUGAAGGAGAAGAUGACGAAGAAUCAAGGUCGCCGGCGAUGGAUUCUCCGCCCGAACAAUUGCUCAAUUGCAGCAGCGGCGGCGGCAAAGAGGGCCGCCGCGCAUCUGAUAGAGGUUACGCUGUUUCCGACAAGGUUGUUCCCGGCGGCCCAAACCCGCUUCACAAUUGAAGGAUGAUUUGUGCACAGCCAUUCGAAAUGGACUUUGAAAAUCGAUUUGCCAUUAGUUUAUUCCUUCUCUCAUCAAAUUUGCUUGGUUGUACAGAUCUUGUUUGUCUUUUUGUUAUAAUCAUUAUGAUGUUUGUUGUGUUCCAUACCAUUUUUACUUUUUUUUGUUUGAACACACUUCAAUAUUUUUUAAUAAUUAGAAUUUAUUGAAAGAUAAAGAAAUCCCCAACUCCAAGUGAAUCAACACGCUCAGGCCUCUGCGAUGUUCUCUUCACGCGCCGCUUACUCUUAUCGGAAAAACCCUCCCAAAUAGAUAAGCUUCCAAUUGUUCCGAGAAUCACAGCUAAUUAAGGAAUGCAGAUUCGGGUGAAAUGCGGUUGCGCAGAGAGCUGCCCGGAAUGGGCAAUCGUGGAGCUUCAAGGCGUCAUUGAGGCCCAACCCGCCUUCGCGAAUCGCCUUCAAGACCUCCAAAUCGGCGUUCUCUGUCGCCCUUCUGCUCAGGAGAUUUAUACCUUUACAGUUGGGUAUCACGAGCUAACUGGGAACAAAGUGCCCUUGAAGAAACCUAUGCUAGUAUUGAAGAAAAGGAAGCUAGAGGAAGAUACUGAUAUUAACACACCUGGAGUGGAAUUGGACGUAAUAGGGAUUAUUCGCCAGAAAGUUCUCUUCAAGACCAGACCAAGGGCACUCAUAUCCAAAUCCCAGCCAGUUGUGAAGGAAAAAAAGCCUCACAUUGCAGCUAAGUCAACAGAGUGAAUGGGUACUAUGACCAUUUGCAGAUUUGUGUUGAUAGCGUAGGAUGGUUUAAAAUAUGUUUGUCAAGUGAGGACACACAAAUGCUUAUUUUUUAUAUUCAUAUCAGUUGUUAAAUUGUUCUCUGGUGGCUCCCUUCCCAUUUUGUUGGAUGUGCCUUCCUCGUUUCUGAACCAUGACGAUAUAGGGAAAAACUCGUUU